UUGUGCGCGGUAGUUGGAGAUUUCGUGGAGAUUUUCAUCUUUUUAUUACAUUACAAGCUAGAUGCGAGAUCAGGAUAGGAUAUUCUGCUGACACUUUCACUGUCAAUUAAUUCUAUGGAUAGAUAUUCAACAUACGCUUCGACGUCAACCAGGAGACCAGAUGGAGUAGGUGGUCUGGCAUCGCCCUAUGGCAAAACUACAGGUAAACUCGGAGGGAUGGACGGCAGGAUGCCAGGAGAUGAUAUGUCCUUCAACGUGGAGUCUGUAUCCUCAUACCAGGACUACCCAACUGCCAGGCCGCUCCUGGGGGAUCAGAUCGCCAGGAGGAAGCACCCAGAACAGGUCCGAGCUGUCCCAGAAAGCAACAGCAGAGCGGUGGUGUCUGCAUUGAGGGGCUUGCAGGAAAAGAUCCGUAAGCUGGAGCUAGAGAGAGCCCAGGCAGAGACCAACCUGAAAUCCCUAUCCAAAGAAACCAGCCAGUACAGACAAACCUUACAGGAGCCUACAGCAACCAAGAGGAGAACGCAGAAGGAGACACAGACAGCUCGGGAUGUACAAGAGGUGCAGAGCCAAUUAUCUGGUGCCGACCAGCGCAUACCGCUGCUUGAGAAACAGCUGGAGUACAUGCGGAGGAUGGUGCAGAGCGCCGAGAGCGAUCGGCAGGCCGCACUGAGGAUGGCUGAGGCGCGGAGAACGCAGGACACCCUCGCCCAACGAGAGGAACUGCUGAGUCAAGAAGAGAAGCUGCGGAAGCUAGAGAGGGAGUACAACCGCUUGACAGAUAACCAAUCAGUUUCACAGAGUAAAAUCAGAGAUUUGGAAAACAGGCUCAAGGAAGAGAGAAGGCAAAGGAAAAUGCUCUUAGAUCGUGAAGCAGAGUUGAGGACUCUGGCAGAAACCAACCGCAUUCUACUCGCCACAGAACAGACCACGGAGGAGCGAAGACCCAGGAAAGUGAAGAAGAAGAGGAGAAAGGUUCCACAGCCAACGUCUCCCAGGCCUCAUUGCACGGGGCAGAUCCCAUUUGUUGUAGGCAAGUCAACAACUCCCAGUCACUCUGUGAAUGCCAAUCUCCAGAAUGUACUUGCCAUUCUUAAGACACACAACACAGCGUGGUGUGGCAACGGACCUCUCGCACCUCACCGACCUCAGAGUGCAAAGGUCAAAAGGUCAGCAUCGGUGUCGUCAUCUGCCGGCAGUGACCUAUCCGACCUCGUACUUGGACUCCAGGAAGAGUUUGCCCUCAUGGGACUAGAACACCAAGAUCUUGCUAAGCAGAUCCGCGAGACGGAAGACCCUCACAUCAGGGAGGAUCUAGAGAGGGAGCUUGAUAAUCUAGUCUUCAAGAUGGAGGCCAAGGGGGACCAGAUUGCUAAACUCAAGAAACAUAAAGAACAGCUUUCUGGAAAGCCAAAAAAGACAAAAGCCCCCAAGGCGCAGACGACCAAGCCAAGAUCAAUAGGAACAAGACAUUCAUCUGUCCCUUCCAAUUCAAAUGGAGCAGAGGUGCAGGUCAUCACCACGGUGAAGACCAAAGGUCGAGGGGCGGGGCCUAUCCAUGUGUCAAACGGCGAUUCCAAACGAAAUCUACAAAUGCUGCGGGAUAUGCAAGUGCUGCAGACAUCAUUACGCAAAGACGAUGUCAGCUGGGAUUAAAAAAGAGCAUGUCUCAAAUGUUGGGGAUUGAUUCAGAUAAACCUUAACUAUGGAAAGCCUGCAGUGUCCUAAUUUAUUGUGUAAAUGGCUUAUCUGUCAAGGGAAAGGCAUGUGCUCUGUCCCUUUUAUCUACACUAAAAAUAGCACUGUUUAAUUUGAUGACACAUGCACAAAACUUCAGAGUAUCGUGACCUAACAUGUGUAAGGUGAUGAAUUAUGAUACUGCUAGCUUUCCAUAGAUAAGAUUAAUUUCAAUUCGAUGACAUAUAUACAAAAUUCCUUUUAUAGAGCAUCAUGAUCUAAUGUGAGAUAAUGAAUUAUGGGGCUCAUGACUUUCCAUAGCUUUUGAGAUUAAAUUUAAUCUCAUGAUGCCUUUCAGAGCAAAGCAACAUGCCAUAACAUCCAGUGCUUAGAGUCCAGUGGUUAGAGCAUUGGACUCAGAAUCGCAAGGUUGUGAGUUUGAAUCCCCACUCUGCCAUCAUCUCCACUUUGAUAAAAAGACCUGAGAGUAAUAUCUGCCAUUUAUUAGGUCAGCCACUAUGACUGAUUAACCUAGACGUAAAAUGUUUCCUAGGUAAUUGGUUAUAUACCAGCUUGGCGUUUACCAGCAAAACGCUGACCUGCCAAGUUCCUACGGGAGUUACCAUAAACAGAAACAGAAACAUUUGUGAGUAUAAUGAAUUAUGUUGCUGUCAACUUUCCAUAGUUCAGAUUGAUUUCAAUGUGACACAUUCAUUAAGGGCAUCAUGCUCUUGCAUAUAAGACAAUGUAUUAUGGUGCCACUGGCUUAAUCUGAUUCAGUCAGCCUCUAUAAUGUUAGCAAAACAGCACCAUCAAGUUUUAAAUAAUUCCAAUGAAAUUCUAAAGGAUAUCACAGUGCUAUCGAUUCCUACAAGAAGUCUUGAACUUGCAAGAGUUGUG
Molecule: messenger RNA, 2577 nt
Organism: Lytechinus variegatus (green sea urchin)
Lineage: Eukaryota; Metazoa; Echinodermata; Echinoidea; Temnopleuroida; Toxopneustidae
Product: centrosomal protein of 57 kDa-like
Exons: 9
Coding region: 115-1656 (513 amino acids)
Cellular component (GO): centrosome
Molecular function (GO): identical protein binding; microtubule binding; gamma-tubulin binding
Source: RefSeq, a predicted model, not a curated record